Thlaspi arvense is the source of this 1461-nucleotide messenger RNA. The record is from the annotation of a GenBank genome assembly. Lineage: Eukaryota; Viridiplantae; Streptophyta; Magnoliopsida; Brassicales; Brassicaceae.
AAAUAAAUAACGUUCUCGUUCAUUAUCUUUAGCUUCCCUGAGCUUCUCUCUCUCACUACAUAUACAAGUCUUACAAGUCUCUGUUCUGUAGAUUUUAUUCACAAAACCUUGGAAAGAUGACGAGUCACUACACAAACAUCAUCUCUGUUUCUUAUCUCUUGCUUUGUCUCUUCAUCACAUCUUCAUCUGCACGCUCAUCCUUCAUACGACAAUUCACUGAUGGCUCCUACCCAAAUCUGCACCAGCAGGAGAAUGGAGCGGGACCUAUCCAAAGCCUGGAGGAAACGCAUUACUUACAUAAAAACCAAGAGAUCUCAUCACGUGAUUACAAAGUCUCAGCUUCAAACAAGGUGACGGGUCUGAGAGAUCUUCCUCCAGCUACUUACUCUCUAAAGAUGGAGUCUUUCAACACGCUCCUUAAGUCAACGUACGCAGAGAGAUAUGAAUCUCGUCCUUUCUCGGCCGCUGGAUACAACUGGACACUUGUUGUAUACCCUAACGGGAACAAGAAGGAUAGUGGUUCAGGGUACCUUUCUCUUUACGUAGCCAUAGACAACUCGACUCUCGUCGCUGCACAUCAAGAAGUUAACGUGGACCUCAAGUUUUACAUCUAUAACAAGAACGAGAGAAAGUACUUCACCAUCCAAGAUACAAAUGUAUGGAAAUUCAAUGUCUUCAAAACGAUGUGGGGGUUCUCUCAGGCCCUCUCUGUUGAUACCUUCAAAGACACGAGAAACGGAUACCUCUACGAUGGAGAUCACUGCGAGUUUGGUGUUGAUGUGACCAUUCCUUCUCUCUUUGAGAAAUCGGAACUUUUCUCCGUCACUGAGAAUCUCCAAACCCCGAGGUAUACAUGGACCAUUCGAGGAUUCUCCACGCUGCUCAAAGACACUUACUACUCAGAUGUCUUCUCAAUCGGAGGAAGAAGUUGGACUAUACAAGUGAAUCCAAAUGGUCGUGCCACAGGAGAGGGAAAGGCAUUGUCCAUGUAUUUGAACCUUGAUGUGAACGAGAAAUUCAGACCCUAUGAGAAGAUUUAUGUACGAGCCAAGCUUAGAGUUCUUAACCAACGCCAACUCAAUAACGUCGAAAGGCCACUCGAUAAUUGGUUCAAUGGCCCGGGACAUGGAACAUAUAGCUGGGGUUACCAUGAGUUUAUCUCUUUUUCUGAUCUGAGAGAUGCAUCAAAGGGUUUCGUUGUGAAUGAUGUGUUGAUGGUUCAAGUCGAAAUAGAGGCAAUUUCUUCAACCAAGUACUUCCCUAAUUAGAUUUUUCUUAACCGAGGAGGAACUUGCAGCUCCAUGUUUUUGCUUUCUUGUACUGCUUGCAUUUGAGAUUUCAUUUCCUCGCAUAGAAAUUACAUCAAACAAAACUCUCCCAUAUGAAUAAGAAUGUUUGUUUGUUCUUAUUUUUAUUUACUAUCGGUAAGUAGAGUAUAUCGAUUAUCAUAGUUUAGCACAA